CGAAUUAAAUUAAUGACUUUUCUAUAAACAGGUCUACAAGCAAGUUAAGCAUUUGAAGAAAACGCAAUUUAAAGAGUGAUGUUCAAACCAGUGUAUCUUUGUGGGAAAGCGUCAAACCUUUAUUUUUUUCAACGGACUGUUUAUAAAAGAAUGUAGGAUCUCAGGUGGUUUUGGACUUAGAAUUUUCCGCAUUUAAUUAUUUUAUUUCUACGAAAUUUCUGAAAAGUACCAAUUUUUAUCUACUCAGACCACCAGUAGGACCAAAUUUUUCAUAUACUAACAUUGUUCGUUCCUUCUUGAAAGAAGCGGCAAACUUCUAAUACCUACUACGAUUCUACAUUCAUUUAUGGAGAGAUUGUAGGUAUAUCUGGACUACUGAAGUGAUUAUUUACAAAGCUGUGAACUCGAAAUUCGUCAGUUUUGAGUCAGCUUGUAUAGUAUUUUUAACGAAUUUAUUUUCAUAUGGUACGGCUCCCCUGAAGAGCAGCAUCUAUUUGAAGAAACAAAUAUGAUUGCCAACGCUUUUCUGUGAAUGGCCCUUUUCCGCUUAAAAAGUGAAAAACUACACCCUGUUUACGACCUCAUCGCUCAGUCAGUUUAAACUACUAUACUUUUUUUCUGUCUGUUUGCUAGUGAUAGAGAUAAACAUAUUUAUCAGUUAGGUAUCCAAAAGAUACCCGUAAAUUCGUAAUUCUGCAGUGUGAAAAUUGCAUUUCAUAAUGCAAUUUUUAUAUGUGUUCUCAAUUUAUGUAUUCAUCUUACCACCCAUAAAAUGUACUGUACGAAACAAUCCUUCUCUACUAAUUUACGAAUUCGUUGAAAUAACAAAGAACCUAACUAAUCUAUUUAGAAUUAUCAACGAUAGUAAUUAUAUAACACAUGAUGACAAAGAAGAACAUGUUUUCACAACACUAGACGUUAUUAACAAUAAGAUUAGAGGGCUGAACCGAUCACUUUAUGGAGAUGAACUGACUGCGAAUGUCAUUGCAAGGGAUUUACCUAUCGUCGACAUAAAAACCAUAGACACUCAUUUUAGUGAAAUGGAAAAUUUUGUCAGACAUUAUAAACAAUUUCCAAAAUCAAUUUUUUUGGAUAAUGCCUACAGAAUAAUUUCACCAAAUGCAAACUCAUCAGUUAUGUAUUUGAAGCGAAGAAUAUACAAACAAAUAACAAGUAUAGAUUUUUUGGAACCGUUUCUGAAAAGAUUGAAGUUCAAUAAGGAUUUCUGUAAUAUACUACAAUCUCCACAACAGAUAUUUUACAAUUUUGUUAAUAUUGUUCUACUAACACAUGGCAAAGCAUUUGUUCUACACCAGACAGCUUACAAUAUCAUAAACCUCUAUGAAAAAUUUGAUGUUGCUAAUAAGAUUCAUCAAAGUCGAGCUGAAUUUAUCAGAGACAUCAACAAUAUAAUAAGAAUGCUAAUAAAGAAUAAUGUUGAAAAUAUAUCCAGAGAAUUAUGGAGAUGUAACCCCGACAAGCAUAUUAGAGGCAAAACUUACUUGGAAAUCACAAAUUUUCUUCAUGGCUACAUAAUAAACAAAAAAAAUUUGGACCCAAAAAAACAAUGCGUGAACGAGUGUGACUCUUUUAAAAUGACAGCAAUUCAAAAUUGUGAUGAUGAUAUUGAUGAACCAUGGUGUUUUAAAGAAAGUCCUUGUUCAAGGAUCAUUAGUUGUACAUAUAUUGAUUCAUCAAUGGACGUGUGUCUUGCUAACGUCCCUAGAGAUAACAGAAGAUAUCACCACAUUGAACUAGGAAACGGAACAUUUUUUGGAACAAACCAACAAUGCACUCGUCCAAAGAUAAAUCUUGCAACUUACAGUGAAUCGUUAAUUUUCAAAUGUUCUUAUUGUUUCUGUUUGUGCGACGAAGGACAGGGAUCCUAUUCUGACAGAUAUAUUAAUUUACGUAUUAGUAUGUCCAACAUAAGUGACAACAGAGUUGUCACCGGCUUAAGGUUCAUUAAGCACAAUCGGAUUGUUCAUUUGCAAGUUCAAGAAGGUAAACUUCUUGAAAAAGGGAAUAUUAAUCCAACAACUGUUCAGUGGGUUCCCCCCGAAGAUUAUAAAAUCACUGAUAGAGACAUUUAUAAAGGACAAGAUUACCAUACAAUUUCUUGGGAAGAACGAACUAUAGAGUUAACUAAAGUUAUAGCCAAAGCUGGAUCAGUUGUAACAGGGGUUAGAUUCAAAAGAACUUUUGGUAGUUUAAACUUACAAGUUCUGACAACUGCAUUCGAUUUCAACACUGGAAAAUUAGAAAAAAAUUCAGAUUCAGAUUGGGGUAUUUUUGAAAGCGCACCAUAUUUCAAUAUUAGGCACAAAUUCAGGCUAAAAGUGAAUUUAAACCCAUCGGACGUUCCUGUUCGCACAAAUUUGGAUUUUACGGAUUUUUCAGAAAAUAUGUAUAUUGAAUUUGCAAAUACAGACUAUCGCAAAGACGCCGGUCAAACGACAAUACCAUUCUUCGACGCUCAGGCUGUUAACAGUACUACUCCAACUCCAUUGUCAGGUAUCGGUCUCUUUCACAAAGGACGAAAAGGAUAUGGAGGUUUUAUAGCACCAAAAAUUAUAACUUACGAUUUUAGUAGACAUAUACUUAACCAAAUAGAUCCCUAGAACAGUGUUGUUAAUUAAUGUAAUUAUACAGAGUAAGUUUUAACUUUACAUUUUAAAUAAUCCCAAGAUUGGCACUAUUUUGACUAAACUUGGUAUACUGGUA
Messenger RNA from Tribolium castaneum (red flour beetle), 2724 nucleotides. RefSeq lists its product as uncharacterized. The coding region runs from base 720 to 2621 and encodes 633 amino acids. NCBI's taxonomy places the organism in Eukaryota, Metazoa, Arthropoda, Insecta, Coleoptera, Tenebrionidae. The transcript is spliced from 8 exons. The record is from RefSeq and is a predicted model, not a curated record.